Messenger RNA from Apaloderma vittatum (bar-tailed trogon), 1833 nucleotides. It is a transcript of the gene FRRS1, whose product is annotated as ferric-chelate reductase 1. The record is from RefSeq and is a predicted model, not a curated record. Bases 1 to 1833 code for a protein of 610 amino acids. NCBI's taxonomy places the organism in Eukaryota, Metazoa, Chordata, Aves, Trogoniformes, Trogonidae. The transcript is spliced from 16 exons. Gene Ontology annotation, molecular function: oxidoreductase activity, acting on metal ions.
AUGGUAAUUUUAGUCAGACUUGGCCACUGUAAGGGAAGGACUGGCUGUAGGAUGCAGCUGACUGUCCUUGUGUUUGCUGUUUGGAUUUUUAUUUUCUUCUAUGCCUGUGUGGAUGGAUAUCCAAAUGGAAAAGUGAGACAAGCCUGCACUAGCAUGAUACCCUGUCAUGGUGGCUCUCCACAGCUCUUACCUGAGCACACCAUUACAGCAAAUGGGACUGAAUUUAAACCAGGGGACAGCAUAGAAGUUCACCUAUCUGGACCUGAUUUUGAAGGAUUUUUCAUACAAGCCCGAGAUGCAGAACACCUGGAUAGCCCCGCAGUUGGUUCUUUCAAGUUAGUUGACCGGAGACUUUCUCAGCUUUUGACAUGUGGCCGUACCAAGAAUUCAGCUGUCAGUCACACAAGUAAAGCAAAAAAGAAAUACGUAAAAGUUUAUUGGAUUGCUCCUGGAGACGCACCAAAACGUGUACAGUUUCUAGCCACAAUUGUGAAGAACUACAGGACUUACUGGGUGAAGAUUCCCGGUCCCAUUGUUUCUCAGCGUCUUGCACCAUUCCCAACAACAACCGUGCAUGCAACAUCGGAGGCUAUAUCAACUUCAUGCCCGGUUUCCUCCUUAUCGAAGCCAUUUAAUGCAUCAGGUUGUGGAAUUAUCAAGUUCUGCAUUAGGAAUCCUUCAAGAUGUGAUCCUGAAAGUGCUUCCUGUUUCUUUCUGUCCUUCAAACAUGAAAAGAGUUCAGUAUUUAUUGAAAUGAGUGGCCCAAGUGAAGGAUAUUUAGCAUUUGCCUUUUCCUAUGACCAGUGGAUGGGUGGUGAUGAUGCAUAUCUGUGCAUUAAUGAGGACCACCAUGUUCACGUAAGCACUGCCUAUCUGAAGGGGCGCAGUCCUCCUGUUCUGGAUUCAGAGAAUGCCCUUGAAGAUGUGUCAUGGAGGCUUGCGGAUGGUAUUCUUCAGUGUUCUUUCAGACGGAGUAUUCAUCUUCCUGCUCAUAAAGGGAGAUUUAAUUUGAAUGCCAGUUACUACAUCUUUCUGGCAGAUGGAGAAACUAGUCAAGGUGGACGAAUGUACAAACAUAGUCGUCAGCCUCUGGUCACCAACGGGAUGUACAAUGUCGCAGGCCUUCCUCAGGAUAUUGGAGGUUCCCGGUCUCCGCGACUUAUCAAGGCUCAUGGAGCACUAAUGUUUGUUGCUUGGAUUACCACAGUUAGUAUUGGAGUUAUUGUUGCACGAUUCUUCAAACCUCUCUGGUCUCAUUCAUUCCUGUUUGGAAAGGAGAUGUGGUUUCAGGUCCAUCGUAUGCUAAUGUUGACCACAGUCAUGCUUACAAGCAUUUCUUUUGUGUUGCCUUUUAUAUACCGAGGAGGCUGGAGCCAACAAGCAGGUUUUCAUCCUUAUCUCGGCAGUACGGUGAUGGCUCUGACCAUCUUUCAAGCACUUAUGGCAGGUUUCAGACCAUCUCGUCAUGCGCCAAGGAGGCAAUUGUUUAACUGGUUUCACUGGAGUACUGGUACAAUAGCUAGAAUUCUAGCCGUGGUGACUAUGUUCUUGGGAAUGGAUCUACCAGCACUUGACCUACCAGACCCAUGGGACACCUACACAAUGAUUGGUUUUGUAGCUUGGCAUGUUGGUAUUGAUGUUCUCCUGGAAAUACACAGCUACUGUCUCAUCCGUAAAGCUGAAGUGAUAGAGGAUGACAGAGUACAGAUAUUGCAGUCCCUCACAACUGCAGAAGCAGAGGGUCGUCUGUUUAAACAGAUUGUGCUAUCCAUCUAUGUCUGUGGAAAUGUGGUAUUCCUUAUUGCCUUCCUGACAGCAAUCAACCAAAUAUGA